Acipenser ruthenus (sterlet) is the source of this 1547-nucleotide messenger RNA. RefSeq names its product acyl-coenzyme A diphosphatase FITM2-like. NCBI's taxonomy places the organism in Eukaryota, Metazoa, Chordata, Actinopteri, Acipenseriformes, Acipenseridae. Bases 119 to 931 code for a protein of 270 amino acids. Gene Ontology annotation, cellular component: endoplasmic reticulum membrane. Gene Ontology annotation, biological process: phospholipid biosynthetic process; lipid droplet organization; lipid storage. The transcript is spliced from 2 exons. The record is from RefSeq and is a predicted model, not a curated record.
UUAAUUGCCAUGCAAAUCAACGUCCCUGUCACAUGCUAAGGCACUGAACCAAUCACCAUCCAGCUUCGUCAGAAGCCUACUUCGAGGGAUUUGUAGAUCUUCUGAGCUAACUGAGAAAAUGGCAGACUUGGAUAAAUACGUAAGUCUGUGUGAAAAAUUACGGAGUAAUAAAGUACUCCAUAAACAUAUGCAAUGGAUCUUUCUGGUUAUUACAGUGACGGGGUCCCUAUUGAAGGAGAUGCAGCUUCUCCCUGAUUGGUAUUUUAACAACAAAAGGAAUGUCCUGAACGUGUACUUUGUCAAGCUUGCCUGGGGCUGGACGCUGUGGUUGCUGCUGCCCUUCAUUUCCAUCUCUAACUUUUACAUCUCUAAAAAAGAUCCCGUGUUCGUCCUGCAGCGUUUGAGUUCACUUCUGGUUGGAACAGUGGUUUGGUACACUUGCACUCAUUUCUUUGUUUUUAUAGAAGACCUCACAGGCGCUUGUUAUGAAUCAGAGACGAUGGACAUUAUCAAAAUGGACUACUCUUCUAAAUUAGCGUGUAAGAAGAGUGGCUUGUUCUGGCGUGGGUAUGAUAUCUCUGGGCACUCUUUCUUACUUGCAUAUUCAACUCUUAUAAUCCUAGAAGAAACAGCGUUGAUGAGUGACUUGAAGAACAUAAGCCAAAGACCCCCUGAGUCUGUGCGUGCCAUUGUUAGUGUGUUUUAUAUUGCUUUAAACGUGCUAGUAGUCAUCUGGAUCUGGAUGUUCUUUUGUACCUCUGUAUACUUUCAUGACUUUACUCAUAAACUCUGUGGCACAUCUUUUGGAAUAUUGGCGUGGUACGUGACUUACCGGAUUUGGUACCAGAAACCAUUUUCCCCAGGACUCCCCACUAGACAAGAAAGAAAAGUCAUGCCUAACCAAAGACGCUACUCGCAAAAUUCUGACUAAUGAAUAAGUUGUCAAAAGUUAGUUUGUUUGUUUGUACACUAAAAUACUUGUAGUCCAUGCUUUUUAUUUGCCUUACUGGGUCCAAAUAACAAAUGGAUUUAAUAGGUCUAUUUAUUUAGUAUUUCAGUAGUAGUGCCCUAUACAUUUUAUCUGCUCAAUUUAUGUUUUGUCUAUUAUAAAACAUCAAAAAAUUGUGUAUUUCAUGUACAGCGACUUUCUGCCAAUUAAAUGUUUAUGUCAUCUACUUUUGCAGUAUGUUCUAAUACUAAAGAAAAAAGUGAUGGAGCUGCCUCUUUCUUUUUAAAAAAAAUAUUUAAAAUUAUUUUGAAUUAGUUUCUUCCACAGAUUUUUGGGAGACAUUUGAUCUUGAUUCAUGGAAUUGGUAGUAGUUUUUUUUUGUCUGUUCAAAUGUUUGAGCUAGAACACUUGAUAAACUACAUGCUAACACCUUCAUUUAGAAAUACCAAAGUAUUUUAUGCUUGAAAUAUAGAAUGUUGUUGUAACUAUGAUUAGAAUAGAGCUGACAGGCUGAACUGCAUGUGUGUGUGUGUGUGUGUGUAUAUAUAUAUAUAUAUAUAUAUAUAUAUAUAUAUAUAUAUAUAUAUAUAUAUAUAUG